Messenger RNA from Hibiscus syriacus, 660 nucleotides. Its product is annotated as golgin candidate 5-like. The record is from RefSeq and is a predicted model, not a curated record. The transcript is spliced from 7 exons. Lineage: Eukaryota; Viridiplantae; Streptophyta; Magnoliopsida; Malvales; Malvaceae. Bases 1 to 660 code for a protein of 219 amino acids.
AUGAGGCAUUCCAAAGUAGAAAGGGAGAAAGCUGCCCGAGUAGACUUGGAAAGGACAAUGCGCGUGCAGUCUACAGAGCAAGCUCCAAUUGCAAGGCAUAGUUCCACCUUGGAGAAUGGAAGCUUGUCUAGGAAACUAUCUACUGCUAGCAGCAUAGAAAGCAUGGAGGAAAGAUAUUUUCUACAAGCAUCGUUGGACUCAUCUGAUGGUUUCUCUGAAAAAAGAAAUAUCGAAGAGGCUACAGCAAGUCCACUCUAUAUGAAGAGUAUGACAGCAAGUGCUUUUGAAUCUACACUUCGUCAAAAAGAGGGUGAAUUUGCAUCCUAUAUGUCUCGUUUGAAUUCCUUGGAGUCUAUCCGUGACUCUCUAUCUAAGGAGUUAGUCAAAAUGACUGCAGAGUGUGAAAAGUUGAAGGCUGAGGCUGCCACAUUGUCUGGAAUCCGGACAGAGCUAGAAGCCUUGAGGCGGAGACACAUUGCUGCUCUGGAGCUAAUGGGUGAACGAAAUGAGGAGUUGGAGGAACUCCAUGUUGAUAUUGUAGACUUGAAGGAAAUGUGUAGAGAGCAAGUAAACUUGCUUAUGAAUAAGGCUCUAUUUGCUAUUCUGAAAGCUACCUUGUUGUGUUCGACAGAUCCAAAGAAUGACUUCCUCGGCCAGUAA